UAACAACCUGUACUCGUCAUAUCUGCAUAAUUCUUAGACCUACUCCAAUCAAUUAAAAGCAUAAACAAUCAUUAUGUUUAUUUUGUGUAGUUAUUCCUACUCCCCUCUUCCCUUUCAUAUAUAUAUAGCUUCUUCAACCAAAGCCAAGACCAGAGCAACCUUUCUUGUUCUAUUGCCAUUCUGCAUCCUACAUUCACUCUAACUACUUCAUAGCCGAAGAAUGACAAUGUUGAAGAUGUUCAUAAAAUUGGGUUUUGCAGCCAUGCUUGUUGAAUUGGCUAUGGCAGCAAACUACACAGUUGGAGGUCCAAAUAGUGGAUGGGAUACAGGCUCUAAUGUGCAAACAUGGGCAUCCUCCCGGUCAUUUGCAGUGGGAGAUAAUCUGAUUUUCCAGUACUCAGCAAACCACGAUGUUGUUGAAGUUUCAAAGCAAAACUAUGACUCCUGUCAGGCAAGCAGCGCAAUUAACAGCCAUUCUGAUGGCAACACAGUCAUUGCUCUAUCAUCUCCAGGCAAGAGGUACUUCAUUUGUGGAACACCAGGCCAUUGCAGCUCAGGAAUGAAAGUUGAGAUUGACACUCUUGCAACUGCCACACCAACACCAUCACCAGCUUCUCCUGCAAAUCCCCCAUCGGCGGCUACUCCGGUAACUCCCACUGCUUCCCCGGCUCCAGAAACCUCCCCUACCUCAGUCGCUCCGAAUCUCUCCCCUGCUCCAGAAACCUCGACAUCCCUCCCUGAUGUUCCUGUGACUGUUACUCCUGCAACCUCUCCUUCUUCACCAGUUUCUCCUCCACCUCCCUCAUCAGGUGCCAGAGAUAGUUUCAGAGUCAAUCUCACAACCGGCAUGGGUGGCGUUGUACUGAUGAUGACGCUUCUUGCAUUCUAGGCACUGAAAGAAUCAAUACAGUAACAGGCUGUAUUAAGUUUGAUUUAUUCAAGUGAUGAGCAUAAUUUUCCUGUAUUUAUUUUUCUUAUCCCUGGUGCAUUCGAGGAAUGAAUUCAUGAAAAUACAAUUUGUUGCUGCUUUAAAGUGA
Tripterygium wilfordii is the source of this 1037-nucleotide messenger RNA. RefSeq names its product uclacyanin 1-like. Gene Ontology annotation, molecular function: electron transfer activity. The record is from RefSeq and is a predicted model, not a curated record. Gene Ontology annotation, cellular component: plasma membrane. The coding region runs from base 221 to 889 and encodes 222 amino acids. NCBI's taxonomy places the organism in Eukaryota, Viridiplantae, Streptophyta, Magnoliopsida, Celastrales, Celastraceae. The transcript is spliced from 2 exons.